CACAUCUUAUCACUCGGUUCAAACUUCAAAUGAAAAACAAUUAAGAUCAAUUAAUCCUAUAUAUCACAGAUAUAAAACUAAGGUAAAGAAAGAUACAAAGCAUAUAACGAAUAUGAACACGAUUCUCCCUUGAAAAGGAAAAUACAAUUCGAACCUCACGCUUCAUUCCCGCCUGUGGCUCCAUUAUUGGCGCACCACCACACCAACCAAAUAUGGCAGGUCCCAACGUUAUCGCAUUCACAACUUCCUAGAUACCGGGCUUGGUACGCCAUACUUCCACUUGCAUAUCUGCUAUCAAUUCCUUUUACUAGUGAAUCAUUAACCUACUAGAAGUUCGUUCCCAAAUGUCGGGCUUGGUAUUCCGGCAUUUGGUCCGUGGAAUCUCAAGUGGCUUUUGUUAGCGAUGCUGAGCUGUACAUCUAUUCUCAACCUUCCUAAUUCCCCCAUUUUUGUCAAUGAAAGAUAGAAUGUUCAAGUACAGGUUGAGCUUCUCGAUGGAGAAGGUAGUGUGCAUAUAUAUAAAGCCAAGGUGGCCAAGCUUGCCAAGCGGUUUGCAAUCUUGAAGUAGGUAUUUGUGACCAAAUGGGAGACUGUCUCUGCAAAACUUUUCAUUUACAUAUCUAUUUGUGACAAGCGUGGGAGGCCGGUAUCUGGAGCGCUGUGAGGGUGUGAGGGGAAUAGUGAAUCUGGAAGCCACGAUAUGUUCACACAUAUAUAUAUGAACAUCAUGAGUCGCCAGACCUUCUGAUCAGUUCCUACUCAUCAACCGGCACCAUGAAAUUCACAACUUUGUAUUAUAUUGGAAUUAUCGCCCCAAUCUUUUCACAAGCAUGUCUUCUCCCCGAAGAACGAGAAGGCAAACCACGAAUUGUGCGUCGACAAACUAGUAACGGAGUUGCCAUCGGAACCGGUGAUCGAUAUAGUGCUGGUACCAUUGCACCACGUGGUGUAGGUUCCCAAACAACUACAUUCACCACGCUUUUAAAUGUCAAUGAGAUUGCAAGUGGUAUUAAGGGUCUCGCGAGUGUUUAUGGUAUCACCACUUUCAAUACACCUUAUAAGACUUACAAUGGUGCUUCGAUCACUGGUGCCAAGGUUGGUGGUAACGGAACGUGUAAUGAUGCCGUUCGCGUGUAUUUGAAUGCAGCCAUUCAUGCGAGAGAGCGAGGUGCCUCAGACGGAUUGUUGUUCUUCAUCGGAGAUCUUUUGUAUGCGAACAAAAAUGGUCUGGGAUUGAAAUAUGGCUCGAAAUCUUAUACCAAUGCUCAGGUGAAGACAGCGCUCUCAACUGGAAUUGUCUUUAUUCCUCUCAGUAAUCCAGAUGGUGUAGCUUAUGAUCAAUCUACCAAUAGCUGCUGGCGCAAGAACCGAAAUCCAAAGUCGGGAACUGGAUCUUCGACUGGUGUGGAUCUGAAUCGAAAUUUUGACUUUGUAUGGGAUUUGACAAAAUGGGCAUCGAGUGUUCGAUCUGAGGUAGCAUCAAGCAGUCCUUCAUCUGAGGUAUUCCACGGUACGUACAAUUACCCACAUCCUCUACUUUUUCUUACCAUAUGACCAUUUCCACUAAAUCCCCCUCUAGGCACCGCCGCCUUCUCCGAACCCGAAACCCAAAGCAUAAAGUGGGUAAUGGACACCUACAGCAAAGUCCGCUGGUUCGUCGACCUCCACUCCUACGCCGGCGACGUCCUCUACUCCUGGGGAAGCGAUACAAACCAAGCCUCAUACCCUGGCAUGAAUUUCCUCAACACAACCUACAACUCCGUGCGGGGCAUUUUAUCCGAUACACCGGGUUCAGGAAGCGGCUACGGGGAAUACACGCCCACAUCUGAAAACACAGCCAACAAAGCGGCAGCUAGUAAAAUCGGUUCUGGAAUGAGCGGUGCAGCAGGAAGAAGUUAUUCCGUUUUCCCAGCAUCGAAUCUUUAUCCUACUAGCGGAGCUAGUGAUGAUUAUUCUUAUUCGAGACAUUUUGCAGAUCCUUCUAAAAAUCUUAUUCAUGGUUAUACGAUUGAAUUUGGGUUUGGGAAUUCGGCUUCUAGUUGUCCGUUUUAUCCGACGCAGACGCAGCAUAAUUAUAAUUUGCAGGAGAUUGGCGCGGGGUAUAUGGAGUUGUUGCUUGCGGCUGUGGAUUUGGGGGUGGGGGAUGCGGUGGGUUGUUAGGAGUGUUGUGGUGAGGAGAGAGAGUAUUGGAUUGGAUUGGGUUGGGGUUAGGGUAUAGGAUUCGGCUUUAGGGUUAAAGAUUGAUGGGUCUAUGUAGAUAGAUGCGUACAAGUGGGAUAUGAUUGGCUAUGCUAUGCUAUGGUUGUAGUGUAGCUGAUUGAUAUGAGAAUAAAAAGUUUACUUGUAUUAAGCCUC
Sclerotinia trifoliorum is the source of this 2355-nucleotide messenger RNA. NCBI's taxonomy places the organism in Eukaryota, Fungi, Ascomycota, Leotiomycetes, Helotiales, Sclerotiniaceae. The record is from the annotation of a GenBank genome assembly.